GUCUUCCUCUCUCACACUCCGAGAUCUGUCUUCUCCUAUAAAAGGGGGUGGCGACUGCGCCCGCCGUCGUUGGAUCCGAGCUCAAUCUCGGGUUCAUCUGCCGAUCGGAGCGCCUCUUCCUUGGAAUCAAAUCCCGUCUCGCUGCUUUCUCGAUUUUGCGACCAGACAUGGCUGGAAUGGCACCAGAAGGAUCACAAUUUGAUGCUCGUCAAUUUGAUACUAAAAUGAAUGAUCUGCUAAAUGCAGAUGGACAGGAAUUCUUCACAUCAUAUGAUGAGGUUUAUGAAAGUUUUGAUGAUAUGGGACUUCAAGAAAAUCUUUUAAGAGGCAUUUAUGCCUAUGGCUUUGAGAAACCCUCAGCAAUUCAGCAGAGAGGAAUAGUACCCUUCUGCAAGGGACUAGAUGUUAUUCAGCAAGCGCAGUCAGGGACAGGAAAAACUGCAACAUUUUGUUCAGGCAUUUUGCAGCAGCUUGAUUAUGGUUUGGUCCAAUGCCAGGCCUUGGUUCUUGCUCCAACUAGAGAACUAGCGCAGCAAAUUGAGAAGGUCAUGCGAGCACUUGGUGACUAUCUAGGUGUUAAAGUUCAUGCUUGUGUUGGAGGAACUAGUGUCCGUGAGGAUCAAAGGAUUCUUUCAAGUGGGGUCCAUGUUGUGGUUGGUACUCCAGGUCGUGUCUUUGAUAUGUUAAGAAGGCAAUCGCUUCGCCCUGACCACAUUAAAAUGUUUGUUUUGGAUGAGGCUGAUGAAAUGCUUUCACGUGGCUUCAAGGACCAGAUCUAUGAUAUCUUCCAGCUACUUCCUUCAAAAAUUCAGGUUGGGGUCUUCUCUGCCACGAUGCCUCCUGAGGCCCUUGAGAUCACAAGGAAGUUCAUGAAUAGGCCUGUUAGGAUCCUUGUGAAGCGAGAUGAACUCACUCUGGAAGGUAUCAAGCAAUUCUAUGUGAAUGUUGAGAAGGAAGAGUGGAAACUUGAUACCCUCUGUGAUCUCUAUGAGACUUUGGCCAUCACUCAAAGUGUCAUCUUUGUCAAUACCCGACGCAAGGUGGACUGGCUCACCGACAAGAUGAGGAGCAGGGAUCACACAGUCUCAGCCACUCAUGGUGACAUGGACCAGAACACCAGGGACAUUAUAAUGCGUGAAUUCCGCUCAGGCUCCUCCCGUGUUCUCAUCACCACCGACCUUCUUGCUCGUGGUAUUGAUGUCCAGCAGGUCUCGCUGGUCAUAAAUUAUGAUCUACCAACUCAGCCGGAGAACUACCUCCACCGUAUUGGACGAAGUGGACGGUUUGGAAGAAAGGGUGUUGCAAUCAACUUUGUCACACGUGAUGACGAGAGGAUGCUUUUUGACAUCCAGAAGUUCUACAAUGUCGUGAUAGAGGAGCUGCCUUCCAAUGUUGCUGAUCUCAUCUAAAGCGUGUUAUGUGAUGCUUUAUAUUUAUGGCUUUGUAGGUCUGUUUUCUUUUUGAGUCAGCAUCAAACUUUUCUGUGUUUUCAGCAGUGAGCUUGGACUGUUUUCUUUGAUAGACAAUUUAUUGUUAUGCUGUCAUGCCUAAUUUUGAAGCUGUUGACUUUUGGAGAUUUAAGUUAAAUGGAAUUUUUUUUCUUUAA
Messenger RNA from Musa acuminata AAA Group (dessert banana), 1606 nucleotides. Its product is annotated as eukaryotic initiation factor 4A-15. Gene Ontology annotation, molecular function: RNA binding; RNA helicase activity; ATP binding. Lineage: Eukaryota; Viridiplantae; Streptophyta; Magnoliopsida; Zingiberales; Musaceae. The transcript is spliced from 5 exons. The coding region runs from base 168 to 1409 and encodes 413 amino acids. The record is from RefSeq and is a predicted model, not a curated record.